Molecule: messenger RNA, 1778 nt
Organism: Leptonychotes weddellii (Weddell seal)
Lineage: Eukaryota; Metazoa; Chordata; Mammalia; Carnivora; Phocidae
Gene: GPR26
Product: G protein-coupled receptor 26
Biological process (GO): adenylate cyclase-activating G protein-coupled receptor signaling pathway
Cellular component (GO): membrane
Molecular function (GO): G protein-coupled receptor activity
Source: RefSeq, a predicted model, not a curated record
GCACCAUGAACUCGUGGGACGCGGGCCUGGCGGGGCUGCUGGUGGGCACGAUGGGCGUCUCGCUGCUGUCCAACGCGCUGGUGCUGCUCUGCCUCCUGCACAGCGCCGACAUCCGCCGCCAGGCGCCGGCGCUCUUCACCCUCAACCUCACGUGCGGCAACCUGCUGUGCACCGUGCUCAACAUGCCGCUCACGCUGGCCGGCGUCGUGGCGCAGCGGCAGCCCGCCGGGGACCGCCUGUGCCGCCUGGCCGCCUUCCUCGACACCUUCCUGGCCACCAACUCCAUGCUCAGCAUGGCCGCGCUCAGCAUCGACCGCUGGGUGGCCGUGGUCUUCCCGCUGAGCUACCGCGCCAAGAUGCGCCUCCGCGACGCCGCGCUCAUGGUGGCCUACACGUGGCUGCACGCGCUCGCCUUCCCCGCCGCCGCGCUCGCCCUGUCCUGGCUCGGCUUCCACCAGCUGUACGCGUCGUGCACGCUGUGCAGCCGGCGGCCGGACGAGCGCCUGCGCUUCGCCGUCUUCACGGGCGCCUUCCACGCGCUCAGCUUCCUGCUGUCCUUCGUUGUGCUCUGCUGCACGUACCUCAAGGUGCUCAAGGUGGCUCGCUUCCACUGCAAGCGCAUCGACGUGAUCACCAUGCAGACGCUCGUGUUGCUCGUCGACAUCCACCCCAGUGUGCGGGAACGCUGCUUGGAGGAGCAGAGAAGGAGGCGGCAGCGUGCCACCAAGAAGAUCAGCACCUUCAUAGGGACCUUCCUCGUAUGCUUCGCGCCCUACGUGAUCACCAGGCUGGUGGAGCUGUCCUCCUCGGUGGCCAUUGGCUCCCACUGGGGGGUGCUGUCCAAGUGCUUGGCCUACAGCAAGGCCGCGUCUGACCCCUUCGUGUACUCCCUACUGCGAUAUCAGUACCGCAAAAGCUGCAAAGAGAUUCUGAACAGGCUCCUCCACAGGCGCUCCCUGCACUCCUCGGGCCUCGUGGGCGACUCCCACAGCCAGAACAUCCUGCCGGUCUCUGAGUGAAGGACGCCGCUCUUGCUGGAGACUGAGGAAUGAGACAGUUGGUGAGAAGCGGGGAGGGAGGGCUUGGGCUCCUGGGUGGACACCCCCAGCUGCCACCCACCUGUGCGGCCAGCGAUUCCGGUUCCCUGGCUCGCAGGGGCCCUGAAGCCUGCUUCCUGGUUCCUCAAGGGCAGAGGCUGGACUGUCCCUAUUUUGCACCAAAGGAUGACCAUGGUUGCUCACUCUGGGUUUUUCUUUCGGAGAAGCUCCUUUGGGCUCCUGGACUCACCAGAGACUCCCCAGGAGUGACGCUGAGUCUGGUCUUGAUCAAGGACACGCGGUGCUGGUGGCAGGUGGGGAAGCAUGGCAUCCACCUGCUUCCUAACCACUAGGCGUUGGGCUCCAUGCUGAAGAAUAGUGGUGGUCUCCACGGGACAUCAGUCAUGCUGAAAGUGCGGUUGGCAGUGGCCAUUCGGCCUUACGUCCAGGAUGGCUGCUCUUAUCCACGUGGAAGUGGCGGCUGCUUUAACCCAAAUAUUAUCCAGCUGGGACUCACUAAAUUGUGCUCAGCUGGGACUCUUGGGACCCUGAGCCCAAGGGGAAAAUGUUUAACAACUAGCGGCUGCCCAUUUGUUGCCGAGCAGUGGUCUUAGAGAUGGUUACAUUGGAUUAAACUCUGGUCCCCCACAUCCCCGCAAAAGCUAACGUCUGUGUGUGUAGACAAUCUUAGCAUGAAAAUGGUUCAAAUAGGCAGGUAAUACAUGUGAUAAUGUUCUUGGA